UUAUGGUAAAAUAAAAUUACCUAAAACGAAAGCCAUUGUAUAAAAACGACUCUGUUUCUUAUUUAGAAGCUAGCUAUUUUUACACGGUGCCUAUUAUCAUAUCAGAACACUCUUUCCGCUUGAGACGCUUCUAUUUCGCCAUAACCCCUCUGCGUUUUUGUGUGUUGUGUUUUCUGUUUCCUUCACAUUUUGAUCAUCCCAAUAGCUUAAAAUUUUUUUAUUGUUUUUUUUCAUUCUCUGAAACUCGCUGGAAACGGUACGAAAAUGGGGAUGCAACAGCAGGUGGAGAAAAUGCAGCUCCGGCAGGGGUUUCAAAAUCUGUGGCAUACCGAUUUGAUGGGCACUGUGACCGCCGAUACUCCAUGUAAGUGGUCAUAUUUAAUUAUAGGCAGGUGGUUGGUGUUUUUCUGUUUGGUUUCCGAGAAUAUGAGGGAAAAUAAAAAGAUGAAGGGAAAGCAGAGAUCAUUAUUCAGAGAGAAUGUAAUGUAAAUUCUUGUUUUUAAGGGCUACCCAAAUGGAUGUUGUUGGUAAUUAGUUGUUUGGUUUCUAGGAAAGUGGCAUGGGAAAUGGAAUGGAAGGGUUGAAUUUUUCUUUGGGUUUUGGUUUUUUUUUCCUUUUUUUAAUUUUCUUCAAUGUUCUGUUUUCUCUGCAGAUUGUUGCUUUGCGUGUUUCUGGUAAGCAAAUGUUAUCUAAGAUGCAUUGUUGUAUUUAUUUAUUUUUUUAUUUUUUUCUUUCAUGGAAAUUCUAAUUUUUUAUUUCCCCUGUAGAUUUAUUAGGCUAACCCAGAAGCAAAUUCUAAUCAGUUUUUUCUUUGUUACCUGAUCGUAGUGGUCCGUGUGUUUCUUACCUGCUACGCAAGCAAGCUCUUUAUAAUGACAUGUCAAGGUACAAAUGCUGUGCCGGAUUUAUGCCGUGCAGUGGAAGAUUCGGAGAAAGUCACUGCCCUGAAUUGUGUCUAGGCACUGAGGUUUGCUUCUGCUUUGGAACUUCGGUUUCCUCAACACGCUUUCUUAUACAAGAUGAACUCAACAUAAAAACAACACCCUGCGAUAACUGCAUGAUUGGAUUUAUGCUCGUCCUCAGCCAAAUUGCAUGCAUAUUCUCCUUGAUUGCUUGCAUAACUGGAAAUGAAGAGCUGGGUGAGCUUUCGAAUGCCUUGAGCUGCAUUGCCGACACGGUCUUUUGCUCGGUCUGUGCUUGCAUCCAGACACAGCACCAUUUUGAACUGAACAAAAGAGAUGGAAAGCUUCCGCCGGCGGUUUUGGGAGUGCCUCAGGUGCAGCAGAUGUCGCGUACUGAUGAGAAAAAUCCACCACAAACCGGAUAUUAUUAAAUGUGAUACAUGUAGUAUUACUCUUUAAUUUUUCAUAUAAAUUAAUCAAUAGAGGUCAUUUACUUACAAACUACAAUUAAAUAGCA
This is a messenger RNA of Prunus persica (peach), 1419 nucleotides long. RefSeq lists its product as uncharacterized. The record is from RefSeq and is a predicted model, not a curated record. The coding region runs from base 878 to 1333 and encodes 151 amino acids. The transcript has 6 exons. NCBI's taxonomy places the organism in Eukaryota, Viridiplantae, Streptophyta, Magnoliopsida, Rosales, Rosaceae.